Messenger RNA from Polychytrium aggregatum, 1462 nucleotides. Its product is annotated as P-loop containing nucleoside triphosphate hydrolase protein. The coding region runs from base 190 to 1383 and encodes 397 amino acids. Lineage: Eukaryota; Fungi; Chytridiomycota; Chytridiomycetes; Polychytriales. The transcript is spliced from 4 exons. The record is from RefSeq and is a predicted model, not a curated record. Gene Ontology annotation, cellular component: cytoplasmic stress granule. Gene Ontology annotation, biological process: cytoplasmic translational initiation. Gene Ontology annotation, molecular function: translation initiation factor activity; RNA helicase activity; ATP binding.
UCCAAUGCCGGUGUCCGAAAGCCCACGCUGGCUUUGGCGAUGCGAUCGGGCUGCUGGCAGUCUCGGCCUGGGCGCCCACCAUGCCUCGCCAUCCUCUGGCGAUCGCUGGCUGCUGUCUUCGUUUGUCCAGGAUCCGUGUCCAUCGACGCCCACUGACCCACACCACCAUUUUUUUCCAUCGUCUCGUCAAUGUCACCUCUUCCACCUACACCCAUACCCCCCCGGUCCUGCGAACAGUCCAACUGGGAAGAGGUUGUCGACAAGUUCGAUGACAUGAACCUCCGCGAGGAGCUUCUCCGUGGUAUCUACGCUUACGGUUUCGAGAAGCCCUCUGCCAUCCAGCAGCGUGCCAUCCUCCCCGUCAUCAAGGACCACGAUGUCAUUGCCCAGGCUCAGUCUGGUACCGGCAAGACCGCCACCUUCUCCAUCUCCAUCCUCCAGAAGCUGGACAUGACCAAGAAGGCCACCCAGGCCCUCAUCCUUGCCCCCACCCGUGAGCUGGCCCAGCAGAUCCAGAAGGUCGUCCUCGCCCUCGGUGACUACAUGAACGCCGAGUGCCACGCCUGUGUCGGUGGAACCAACGUCCGUGACGAUGCCGCCAAGCUCCAGGCCGGCGCCCACAUUGUCGUCGGUACCCCCGGCCGUGUCUUUGACAUGCUCAACCGCGGCUACUUCCGCGCUGACGACGUCAAGAUGUUUGUCCUCGACGAGGCCGAUGAGAUGCUGUCCCGCGGUUUCAAGGACCAGAUCUACGACAUUUUCCAGCUCCUGCCCCCCUCGACCCAGGUCGUCCUCCUGUCCGCCACCAUGCCCGCCGACGUCCUGGAGGUCACCAAGAAGUUCAUGCGCGACCCCGUCCGCAUUCUUGUCAAGCGUGACGAGCUCACCCUCGAGGGUAUCAAGCAGUUCUACGUCUCUGUCGAGAAGGAGGAGUGGAAGCUUGCCACCCUCUGCGAUCUGUACGAGACCGUCACCAUUGCCCAGGCCGUCAUCUUCUGCAACACCCGCAGAAAGGUCGACUGGCUCACCGAGAAGCUGCAUGCCAACGACUUUACUGUCUCGGCCCUGCACGGUGAAAUGAGCCAGGAGGAUCGUGAGGUCAUCAUGAAGGAGUUCCGCUCUGGAUCCUCCCGUGUCCUCAUCACCACCGACCUGCUCGCCCGUGGCAUUGAUGUCCAGCAGGUUUCCCUCGUUAUCAACUAUGAUCUCCCUGCCAGCCGCGAGAACUACAUCCACAGAAUCGGCCGUGGUGGUCGUUUCGGUCGUAAGGGUGUUGCCAUCAACUUCGUCACCACCGAUGACGUCCGCAUGCUCCGUGACAUUGAGGAGUUCUACAACACCCAGGUUGAGGAGAUGCCUCUCAACAUUGCCGACCUGAUCUAAGUGCCAACCCCCAGUUCGAUCUAUAAUCCGUGAUGCAAUUUGUCUCGUCCUUCGUGUGCAACCACGGUCUCUGGGCCAC